AAAUUAUGGAAAUGGCGGCGAAAAAUGGAGUAACAGUGAAGUGAAGGUACUGAAAUUGGAGUAAGAAAGCGAGGUAGAAUUCAUUCUCUGAUAAUGUCGAUUUCACUCCACUCCAAUGCUAAGAUUUUGUGCACUAGAUUCUACCAUCAAUAUAACCAAAACCUUCCUUCCCCCCUCCUAUUCCAACUCCCCGAUCACCUCCAUUUCCCUCCCAAUUACCGAUUAUCUGCCGUCGUUGAUCACAAAAGGUCCUCGAUUGUUUACUGCAACAAAGAUGGGGACUCCGCGUUUUCCGAUCGGGGCGACGCCUUUACGUGCGUGAUGAAGUUCGGCGGCUCUUCGGUAGCUCUGGCGGAGAGGAUGAGAGAGGUGGCUAAUCUCAUCCAAUGUUUUCCCGAGGAGAAUCCAAUAAUCGUGCUUUCCGCCAUGGGAAAGACCUCCAACAAUCUAAUUUGCGCAGGAGAGAAGGCUGUGAGCUGCGGAUUCACCAACAUGUCGGAGAUCGAGGAGUUGAGCCUUAUCAAAGACGUGCAUCUUAGAAUAGUGAACGAGCUGGGGAUUGGUGUGUCUGUGAUUACUGAACAACUGGAUGAAUUGGAGUUGCUUUUGAAUGGGAUAGCUAGACUGAAGGAGCUGACACCCCGGACUCGAGACAAACUAGUUUCAUUUGGGGAGUGUAUGUCUACGAGGGUUUUUGCUGCCUAUCUUAAUAGCAUUGGCAUAAAAGCACAACAAUAUGAUGCAUUCGACAUUGGAUUUGUCACAACGGAUGAUUUCACAAAUGCAGACAUUUUGGAUGCAACCUAUCCUGCUGUUGCCGCUAAAUUACAUGCUGACUGGAUUAGCAAUAAAGCAAUUCCUGUAGUUACUGGCUUUCUCGGAAGGGAUGCAAGUCUGGUGAGAUAACUGCUCUAGGUAGAGGUGGUAGUGACUUGACAGCUACUGUAAUUGGCAAAGCUUAGGGUUUACGAGAAAUUCAGGUGAAAUCAUGAAGACUAUUUUAUGUUGACUACAUAUAUUGUUUGAUUCAUAGAAAAUAGCCAUUCGGCUUUGCUUCAAUUUCCCACAGGUCUGGAAGGAUGUCAGUGGUGUUCUUACCUGUGAUCCCAGUAUUCAUCCGUGUGCAAAACCUGUACCUUAUUUGACGUUUGAAGAGGCUGCAGAGCUUGCUUAUUUUGGAGCUCUGGUUAUUUUUCUGCAUUCUUAACUAUAGGUGGAAGACAUGUAUAUUGAACAUAGCAAAUUGUUAACUUUAUUAAGUUGC
This is a messenger RNA of Salvia splendens (bonfire salvia), 1264 nucleotides long. RefSeq names its product aspartokinase 1, chloroplastic. Lineage: Eukaryota; Viridiplantae; Streptophyta; Magnoliopsida; Lamiales; Lamiaceae. The record is from RefSeq and is a predicted model, not a curated record. Gene Ontology annotation, molecular function: aspartate kinase activity. Gene Ontology annotation, biological process: L-homoserine biosynthetic process. The transcript is spliced from 6 exons. Gene Ontology annotation, cellular component: cytosol; chloroplast stroma. Bases 94 to 906 code for a protein of 270 amino acids.